This is a messenger RNA of Anisakis simplex (herring worm), 1258 nucleotides long. The record is from the annotation of a GenBank genome assembly. NCBI's taxonomy places the organism in Eukaryota, Metazoa, Nematoda, Chromadorea, Rhabditida, Anisakidae.
UAUUGAUCAAAUAAAGAAAACAUACUCAACUUCAUCGAAGAAUUUAAAAAUGAUGAAUAACGGUAAUAAUGAUAGCAGUGAUCAUUUCGAACAUUUUGGAACGGCAGCUGUGCACGUCGGUCAAGAACCGGAACAGUGGGAUAUGAAUCAGGUAGUUCCACCAAUCUCCCUUUCAACCACCUACAAACAAGAUCGUCCCGGAGAGCCGAAAGUACACGAUUAUUCGCGUGCCGGUAACCCGACGCGUGACGUUCUUCAGAAAAAUAUUGCUGCACUGGAAGAGGGAGAGUAUUGCAGAGUUUAUGCAUCUGGAUUAGCUGCGUCAAUGGCAUUAGCGAAUCUAAUGAAGUGUGGUGAUCAUGUUUUAUGUUCAGAUGAUGUUUAUGGAGGAACACAACGUUUCUUCAGACGUGUCUCGGUGCCACUGCACGGUAUCGAGGCAUCGUUCGUAGAUAUGACCGAUCUGGAUGCAUUUGAAAAGGCGUUACAACCGAACACAAAAUUGGUUUGGUUCGAAACGCCGUCCAAUCCCCUCUUGAAGAUUGUCGAUAUCAAUGCAGUCGUGAAUGCAACCAAAAAAUACAACAACGAAAUCGUUGUUGUUGUUGACAACACUUUUAUGUCACCAUACUUUCAGCGACCACUUUCGUUGGGUGCUGAUGUGGUACUUCAUUCAGUGACGAAAUAUAUAAAUGGACAUUCAGAUGUUGUGAUGGGUGCAGUGAUAACCAAUGAUAAAAAGAUCGACGAACACCUUUUCUUUAUGCAAUUGGCGGUCGGUGCUGUACCAUCGGCAUUCGAUUGUUUCUUGGUGAAUCGUGGCGUCAAAACACUGCAUCUUCGUAUGAAAGCUCAUAUGCACAAUGCCAUUCAGGUGGCAAGAUUCUUGGAAGGCAAUGCAAGAGUUGAAAAUGUAAUAUACCCUGAGUUGGAAUCUCAUCCACAGCAUAAAAUACAUAAGAAACAAGCAAAAGGUAUGAGUGGUAUGGUAUCAUUUUAUAUACGUGGUGGAUUGGAGGAAUCACGAGAAUUCCUUUCGAAUCUUAAGAUCUUUACACUAGCAGAAUCAUUGGGUGGCUAUGAAAGUCUUGCUGAACUACCAGCAAUAAUGACACAUGCAUCAGUGCCUUAUGAACAUCGGCUGAAGUUGGGCAUUGGUGAUAAUCUGAUAAGACUAUCAGUAGGUAUUGAAGAUGUUGAUGAUCUGAUUCAAGACAUCGAUCAAGCACUCAAAAAAGCAGUGAGUUUUGGACGUUAA